AUGGCCUCCGCGACCACUCUUUCGUGCCCCGACUUCCAGUUCAUCUGGUCCAAGCGAUUUGAGAAGAAGUGCAUUGCUUCUGACUCUGUAACUCAAGAACUCGACAUCGAAUACAAUGAACUGGCUCAGACUUGGGAGAUCUUCCAAGACAGUCUCCCCGCAGAAGAUCAAGUUGACUUCCAAGAACGCCCGCAGGAUGCUCGAGAUGUCUUGAGCCUGGUGCGCAAUGUGCAGACCGUCUGGAUGUCGACUCCCCGUCAACGGGUCUUCAGCCUUUCCAUGACUCUCUGCGACCGUUUCUUAUCUACCUUUGAUUCUCACUCGAUCUUAUUGAUGACUCUUCCUGAAUGUGAACUCUAUAUUUCUCUCUUUUACGGCUCUCUGCAGUCUCUCAUUAAGGCAUCCGCGAAUUACCCCAGGAUCAUGGAAGGUCUGGUCAAAGCUCUCGUGGAAGUGAAUGAAUCCAUUUGCUUGCCCAUCAGAGAGACCCAUGUAUCCGUCCAAGACGCCAUUCCUUCCAUUGCUAGAUUCUAUUCGCUGACAUUCUUUUUCCUGGGGGAAUUCAUGAAUUGGUAUAUCAGACGGUCCAAGUGCCAACUGUUGAAGAGCCCCAGUCAAGAUGUCUACUUCGACUUUCAAAACCUCGUUUGCAGCAUCAGAAGCACCGCCAAGGAAAUUGCACGCUGGCUCGCCGAUGGAAUGGACCUGGACGACCGUCAAUCCGAGGUGAAACGCUGCAUCAUGCAACAGAAUGAAUCGUAUCUCUGGGAGGAGGCUCGAUUGGGUCAGGUCGGCCUGCAAGGUUACGAACGUCGAAUCGCCUCACAGAACACCAUCACCCGCCAGCUCAUCUGGGAAAUCCAGCACAACGCCGCUCAACGACUCAAGAUGACCCAGGAAAGGGAAUCGCUCCUCUCACAAAUGCUAGAGUCAGCAAGCCAACAACUCCAUCCCGUUAGCGAACAAAACAGCGGAAUUGCAUGCUUGACGACAGCAGCUGCACAAGACUUAGACACGUCUAGAUUCGAAUCCAAAGGCUCCAAGCGCAAGUACACUCGGGUCGAGCUACAAUUAGCCUCAAAACAUCUCCAAGACUACUUUGACAGUGACGACCAAAUUGCCGAUUUUGAGUCAGACGUCGAGGUCAAUGCUGAAGGCAGUGUCGUAACAUCGCUACAGCAAUGGGCCACCAAUCCACACUCGCAGGUUCUGGCGGUUGGAGGGUCACCAUCCACCGCAUUUCCCAGUCCUGUCGCCCUUAUCUCGGCUUGUUACGCAUGCUUCGCUCGCCAGGCCCAGCUACCGAUCAUCUCCCAUUUCUGUUCUCUUCCAACCCGGACGGUCGAAGGGAUAAGCUUGUUCGAGCAGGGAUUGAUAGCCCUGACUUACAGUUUGAUUCGACAACUGAUUGAUUGUUUGCCGCCGGUUCUCAACUGCGACAUCACCAGUGGCCUUAAUCCUGAACGGUUCCGUGCCUUGGACGGCACGCUUACCAGCUGGAAAGAGGUUCUAUCCUUAGUGGAUAUACUAUUGCAAUAUGCACCACCGCUGCUGGUCUGCGUGGUUGAUGGUCUGGAUGUGAUUCAAGAUUCGUCUACGGAUUUACAUAUCCGCUCCUUGGUGCGAGUUCUUCUGACCCAUACCAGGCAUCGGGCUGUUCCGAAUCUGGGUGGGCAAAAGAACCAGCGAGUACUGCUCAAAGUAUUGUUCACUGUCGCCGGACGACCAAAUUCACUCGUGGAGACUUUAUCGGAAAACCAACUCAUCCUGAGCGAGUCGAAUCGGACCGACAAACCAGCCACUGCAGACUCAGCUUUAACCUCGGAUCUCGGGGCCGUCAUGAUGAAUGCAUGA
Aspergillus wentii DTO 134E9 is the source of this 1854-nucleotide messenger RNA. RefSeq lists its product as uncharacterized. Bases 1 to 1854 code for a protein of 617 amino acids. The record is from RefSeq and is a predicted model, not a curated record. The transcript is spliced from 4 exons. Lineage: Eukaryota; Fungi; Ascomycota; Eurotiomycetes; Eurotiales; Aspergillaceae.